GACAGUGACAGUCGCAAACAAAAUUGUUUUCCCUCCGCGCGUUUCUGUCUUCAAACGGUUUUGAUUCGAAACAUAAUUUAAUUUGAAUGGUUAACCUCGCAUAUUUAAGUGAUAGUGUUUACGCCGUUCGCUGCGGAAUUCGAUAACCGUCAAAUUAGUGUAUAACAUGCAGAAAACAAAAAAGAAAAGGGGCGAAGAAGAGCCGAUGGAAGUUGACGAUGUCCCUGCUACAAGUCAAAACGGCGAUGCAGACAUGAAUGGUGAAAUAGACCACAUAUCUGAUGAUGAGGAGGGUGGUGUUAGAAUCGGUGAUAUCUACAUCCCUCCAGCUCCAAAGCCAGCUCUUACUUUUGAUGCCACAGGCCCUCGUUUGAUCAUAACUCACAUUGUAAAUGAAAACUUUAAAAGUUACGCUGGAGUGCAGACUUUGGGGCCUUUUCACAAGAGCUUUACAGCAAUAAUAGGGCCCAAUGGUAGUGGCAAGAGCAACGUCAUUGACUCCAUGCUGUUCGUAUUCGGCUACCGAGCAACCAAAAUCCGUUCUAAGAAGAUCUCCGUGCUCAUCCAUUCUUCCAGCAAGUUUCCGAACAUCACGAGUGCGACGGUCGCUGUACAUUUCUGCCAAAUUAUCGAUGGGGAAGGAGAAGAAUUCACAGUGGUCCCUAACAGCGAGAUUGUGGUAUCAAGAUCAGCGUCCAAAGACAACUCUUCAUACUACACUCUGAAUGGAAGAAGAGUGCAGUUCAAAGAAGUGGCCAAAAUGCUCAGAUCCCAUGGAAUCGAUUUAGACCACAACAGGUUUCUCAUUCUUCAGGGUGAAGUGGAACAAAUUGCUAUGAUGAAGCCGAAAGCGGUGACUGAACACGAAUCUGGUAUGCUGGAGUACUUGGAAGAUAUUAUAGGAACGUCAAGAUAUAAGGAACCCAUAGAAAAACUAUCUGUAAAAGUGGAGGAGUACACAGAAAUGCGCAAAGAGAAGUUAAACAGAGUCCGUCUUGUCGAGCAAGAGAAACAGAAGUUGGAACAACCCAUGAGAGAAGCGGUAGAACAAAUGACGCUUACUAAUACUGCGUUGAGGACUCGGAAUAUGCUGCUGCAGAAAUACAUACAUGAAACCAACAAAAUAAUUGAAGGUAAAGAGAAAGAGAUGGAAGAACUAAAAGAAAACCUCGCCAAAAUAGAUGAAAAACUAAACAUAAUCAAGGAAGAACUACAAGAAAAGACAGCAGUUCUGAAAACUGGGAGCCAGAAGUACGACAAACUCCAGAAGAAAAAAGAAGAAAUCGCCGAAAAAUUGCAAGGAUGCAAAAAGAAGACAGUAACCGUGCAAGCAGACAUCACACAGUCUAAUAAGAAGAAGAAGAACUUAGACCAACUUCUAGAACAAGAAAAAGGAAAACUGAUCGAUUUGGAAUUGAUUCCAGAGAAAAAUAAAAGGGAAAUCGAAGACUGUGAAAAGCUACUGGUCAAACAUCAGGAAAACAAGGAAAAGGCUCAGGAGGAAUUGCAGACCGUUAUGGCUGGAGUAAGAUCAAAAACCCAAGGCUUGCAAGAAACCAAGGACAAACUGCAAGCAAAGCUUAUGGACCUCAAAAAGAUAGUGGACGAAGCGAACAAGGAAUACAAACUAGCGGAGUCUGAGCUCAAAAUAUACUUGAGCACAGAACAGAAGGAGGCAGAAAAGUUGGAGAAUAUGAGAGAAGCUUAUGAGAAGGCCGCUAAAGAUUUGGAUGAGAAAAAGGCGUUACAACAAGAGCUGAAUUCAACUGUGCCAACGAAUGAGAAGAAACUUACAGAAUUACAAACUCAACUGCAGACAUUGAAGAGAGAAGAAUCGUCAGUGUCGGGUGAAGCGAGAUCAUUGAGGGCUCAAUUAGAAGAGUCAAGGCAAGCGAUGAGCGCGAAUAGAUCUCGAGGCAGGGUGUUGGACGCUCUAAUGAAAGAGAAGAAAAGCGGAAGACUGCCGGGAAUAUUCGGACGACUGGGCGACCUAGGAGGUAUAGACGCGAAAUACGACGUAGCCAUAUCGACCUGUUGCGGCGCGCUCGACAAUAUCGUGUGCGAUACUGUGGAGACGGCCCAAGCUUGUGUUGAACACUUGAAGCGACACGACAUAGGCCGCGCCACCUUCAUAGCGCUGGACAAACAGCAGCAUCUGAUCAGGAAUAUGGAGGCUAGAAAUACGUAUCCAGAAAACGCACCUCGUCUCUUCGACCUCGUAAAAGUGAAAGACGACCGAGUGUUGCCAGCGUUUUACUUCGCGCUCCGAGACACGCUCGUGGCGAAAGACUUGGAGCAAGCGUCGAGGAUCGCGUAUGGCCACACCAGAUACAGGGUGGUAACACUGAACGGUGACGUCAUUGAGAUAGCCGGUACUAUGUCCGGUGGUGGUAAAACGACGAUGCGUGGUCGCAUGUCCAGUUCAGUACAACAAGAUACCAGCGAACAGGAUCCGAGGGUCAUGCAGCAGAAUGAAAGACAGCUGGCUAGCUUAGAACAGAGGCUAACAGAACUCCGCGGCGAGCAAAGCAACCUCGAAGACUCGGUCGUGUCUCUGCAAAGAAGCACUCGCGACGGCAAGACUACCCUUAACAAACUAAACAUCGAGCUGAAGAGCUUGACUGAACAAGUGCCGGUGUUGAAGAAUCAAAUUAAACAACAAGAGAGUAAAGCGGCUUCCAGCAAGGUGGAUGAGCGACAAAAGGCCAGGCUUGAAGCGGCGCUACAAGCCGCUGAAGAAAAGCUUAAUAAAGCUAAAUACGACGCUGGAGAGGUAGAAAAAGAAGUGCACGGAGUUGACGCCCAAAUAUCAGCUGUGGCCGGCGGCAAGGUCAAGGACCUCCAGCGCAACGUUGACGACCUGGCCAAGAAGAUUGAUAAAGUUUCUACGGAAAUCACCAAGCUGAAAGUAGCUAUUAACACUAGCAUAAGAAACGCGAAGAAGUCCAAAGACAAAAUCAACCAAAUGGAGGCAGACUUCAAGGAGACUGAGAAAAAUUUAGAGACCUUGAACAAUCAGAAGAAACAAUUGACUUUGGAGAGUGGACAGCACCAGAAAGAAUUGGAAGAGCUCGAGGAACAAAUAAACGAAGGCUCAGGCGAGUUUUCCGGGCUGAAACAAGAGAUAUCGAAGCUACAGAGCAAAGAAAAUAAGAUCAAAAGCGAGCGUCUUGAGGCUAACAACGCUGUCAGCAAAAUGGAGAAGUCGAUCGACGAUUGUAAGAGCAAGACGCCUAUGUGGGAGAAAGAGCUAACAACCCUAAAACUAGAAGACCCAGGCAUUGAUCUACCGGGCAUCGAACGUCCUGAACCGUUACAGCGACACACGCCUGAGGAAUUGGAGGAGGCCGCGGUAGACGAACUAAGGAACAGAUUAGCGGCUCAGAAGGCACGCCUGGGGGAGGCUAAACCUAAUAUACAGGCUAUACAGGAUUACAAAGCAAAAGAAGAGUUAUACUUGAAACGCGCGGCUGAAUUAGACGAGAUUACAACGAAAAGGAAUGAAAUGCGCGCCCUCUACGAUCAGCUGAGGAAGAAACGGACGACCGACUUCCUGUGCGGCUUCAACACAAUAACAGCGAAACUGAAAGAGAUGUACCAAAUGAUCACGCUUGGAGGCGAUGCGGAGCUCGAAUUGGUAGAUUCGCUUGACCCGUUCACUGAAGGAAUCAUAUUCAGCGUCCGUCCCCCCAACAAAUCUUGGAAGAACAUUUCAAACCUGUCCGGCGGUGAGAAGACGCUGUCUUCUCUAGCGCUGGUCUUCGCAUUACAUUACUACAAGCCCACGCCUCUUUAUGUGAUGGACGAAAUUGACGCCGCUUUGGACUUCAAGAAUGUGUCCAUUGUUGCUAAUUAUAUUAAGGAGCGUACGAAAAACGCGCAAUUCAUAAUCAUCUCGCUCCGCUACAACAUGUUUGAAGUCUCCAACCGCCUCGUCGGCAUCUACAAGACCGAAGACUGCACCAAAUCGGUCACCAUUGAGAACAAAGUACCAGAACCAGUCGCGAACGACGUGGCUGCGUGAUUAUGAACCUUAUUGCAUUGUUAAAAGAGUUAAAAUAGGUUCACUAAGGCCCAGAACACACGGUGAAACGCAAUUGCAACGAAACUGCAACUUAUAGUUACUUUUGGGUUGCAUCUAUGUUUCUGCCAUAGAUUCUGUUGAGACCACACGUGACGCGACCAUUUCAAACCGGUU
Ostrinia furnacalis (Asian corn borer) is the source of this 4198-nucleotide messenger RNA. It is a transcript of the gene glu, whose product is annotated as structural maintenance of chromosomes 4-like protein gluon. The record is from RefSeq and is a predicted model, not a curated record. Gene Ontology annotation, biological process: mitotic chromosome condensation. The transcript is spliced from 24 exons. Bases 167 to 4024 code for a protein of 1285 amino acids. NCBI's taxonomy places the organism in Eukaryota, Metazoa, Arthropoda, Insecta, Lepidoptera, Crambidae. Gene Ontology annotation, molecular function: ATP binding; protein binding; ATP hydrolysis activity. Gene Ontology annotation, cellular component: chromosome; condensin complex.